This is a messenger RNA of Phalaenopsis equestris, 1547 nucleotides long. Its product is annotated as photosystem II stability/assembly factor HCF136, chloroplastic. The transcript has 8 exons. Gene Ontology annotation, molecular function: protein binding. The record is from RefSeq and is a predicted model, not a curated record. NCBI's taxonomy places the organism in Eukaryota, Viridiplantae, Streptophyta, Magnoliopsida, Asparagales, Orchidaceae. Bases 93 to 1322 code for a protein of 409 amino acids.
UCUAGUGCGGCACUGCGCAGUAAGAUAAGAGGCCGAAAACGAACAGGGGAAGGCGGGGAAGAGCCAGAGGAGCAAGCAAGAGAGCUCUCUCAAUGGGUAGUCUUCCACUCACUGAUUUGAACUGCAUUCCUCAUCUCAAACCCUGCCUUUGUUCUUGCAUUUCCUCCUCCACACACGUAAGAAGCCAUCGAGCACCGCGCCAUCGAUUCCUCCUCAAGGCGUGCUCCUCUUCGGACUCCGAUUUUUCCUCCUCUGAGACCCGCAGAAAGUUCAUGACCUAUUCUGCCGCCAUUACCCUCUCCCUCUCCCCAAUCCCCUGCAUCCAACAACCGGCGAAGUCUGAAGAGCCUGCGCUUUCCGAGUGGGAGCGGGUCUACCUCCCCAUCGACCCCGGAGUAGUCCUCCUCGACGUUGCCUUUGUACCGGAUGACCUAAACCACGGUUUUCUGUUGGGGACCAGGCAAACUAUAUUGGAGACCAAAGAUGGUGGCAGCACUUGGUUUCCACGCUCCAUACCCUCAGCAGAAGAUGAAGAUUUUAAUUACAGAUUCAAUUCAAUAAGCUUCAGAGAGAAAGAAGGUUGGAUAGUUGGAAAACCUGCCAUCUUACUUUACACAUCAGAUGCUGGAGAAAGUUGGGAAAGAAUACCACUCAGUUCCCAACUUCCUGGAGAUAUGGUUUACAUCAAAGCAACUGGCGAGAAAAGUGCUGAGAUGGUUACAGAUCAAGGUGCAAUCUACACCACCUCAAAUCGUGGGUACAAUUGGAGAGCAGCUGUACAGGAGACUGUAUCUGCUACUCUUAACAGAACAGUUUCCAGUGGGAUUAGUGGUGCUAGCUACUAUACAGGGACAUUUAACACAGUGACCCGCUCUCCUGAUGGUAGAUAUGUAGCUGUCUCAAGCCGUGGAAACUUUUAUUUGACUUGGGAACCUGGGCAGCCAUAUUGGCAACCACAUAACAGAGCCAUCGCGCGAAGAAUUCAAAAUAUGGGAUGGAGGGCUGAUGGUGGUCUUUGGCUUCUUGUGCGGGGUGGUGGCCUUUAUCUUAGCAAAGGCACAGGGAUCAACGAGGAAUUCGAAGAAGUUCCUGUACAGAGUCGGGGUUUUGGUAUUCUUGAUGUUGGUUAUAGAUCAAAGGAAGAGGCAUGGGCUGCAGGUGGAAGCGGCAUCUUAUUGAGAACAACCAACGGUGGGAAGACUUGGGCACGUGACAAAGCAGCAGAUAACAUUGCGGCAAACUUGUAUUCUGUGAAAUUUAUAGAUGAUAACAAAGGCUUUGUCUUGGGUAAUGAUGGCGUCCUACUUCGAUAUCUUGGGUGAACCAUUAAAAAAUGACUUAUGGGGGAGAAGUUAGCAUUCUUUUGUACUAAAAGCGCCGCUCUACAAGUACCUUUCGACUUGUAAAUUAUGCUCCAUUUGUAGUUUUUUUUUUUCUUGGAUGUCUGAACAUUCAUACAAUACAUAUUUUCCUUGCAUCUCUCUACCAUUACAAUCUUCCUAUUCUUGCUGUCGCAAGACUUUGAAUUUGUAAUUCCUUUUUGUUUC